Messenger RNA from Dibothriocephalus latus, 453 nucleotides. The record is from the annotation of a GenBank genome assembly. Lineage: Eukaryota; Metazoa; Platyhelminthes; Cestoda; Diphyllobothriidea; Diphyllobothriidae.
AUGGACCACAGCUAUUUACCGGCUGUCGUGAAUCUAACAGAUGCGGACCAUAGUGAUCUUGGCAUUAUGUGCGUUUUCGAACUCCAGCCGGAUUCACCUCGCGAAGUCAUCCCAUCUCGUACGUACUUUCUGGUGGACAUACGAGAUGUACAGUUAAAUUCUUCAGACGAUUGGAGGAUUAUCGACCUUGUAAACAAAAAGCGCACGGAUGCCAUUGCCAAAUUUUCGUCAGCCUUUGCGGCUGCCAGUGCCAUUGGUGUGGUCACGACUGAGGACUCGACCGGUAUGUACCGCUUCUUGGCAGUUGGUAACAUAAGCCUGGUCAUGGCUGUUACCUCCAAUGUCUCCUAUAUCGUCUCUCCGCUGAUACCCACCUCAGAAGUACGAUUUGCAGUCGCUGCGACCUCGACGCUGGACAAUAUUUUGUCAAAGGUACUGUCAGAGCCCCCCUAA